Messenger RNA from Trichoderma virens Gv29-8, 1059 nucleotides. RefSeq lists its product as uncharacterized. The transcript has a single exon. NCBI's taxonomy places the organism in Eukaryota, Fungi, Ascomycota, Sordariomycetes, Hypocreales, Hypocreaceae. The record is from RefSeq and is a predicted model, not a curated record. The annotation marks the transcript as partial.
GUCAGGGCUGUAUUCGCAGAGACGGAAAACACCGAAAUGAACAAGAUCCUCAACACCAUCCAAGAAAGCAUCAUCCUCCCCGCCUACCUCCCCGAAAAGCAGCGCAGACUCGUCUUCGACCCCAAGAUGAAGUCGUACCUCGAGCAAAACCCCAUCAUUAUCGAGGUCGAGGGCCUCGAACACAAAUUCUCCUCCAUUGACCACUUCACCGGCAUCGAAAACUCAAAGACGAUCCUCUCCAAGGCCCUCAGCAGCAUGAAGAGCCAGGACGACUGGGCCAACCUGGGAACCCUUCUGGCGGGGUACAAGAAGGCGGGGAUUCGACUCAAGGCAAACCACUGGGGAAAGAUUGUGCGCAUGGCAGGCAAGAGCGGCAACAUUCACGCUGUGAUUGAGUGCGCAAAGCAGUCUGAGAAGACGGGCCUCCUGUUCACCAGCCGAGAGACGGUGGUAAGAGUGCUCUCCUACAUUAACGAAAAGGUCACCGGCAGCAAUUGGGACGAGGCCGAGACGAAGCAGGCGCAAAAGUGGGCAGAACAGGUCCUUGAUCUUGUCCAGCGCAGGGAACACACGGUAGAGGGCCAGCCCACCCGUGAGAGACUACACUUCUCUCGCGUUGUGCGUGGAAUGACUCUUUUCACGAGAGCGUCCGCCAUCAAAGUCAGGCAGGCAGCAGGCGAAGACGUCGAGCAAGACAUUUUGCUCCUCAAAGACGAAGUCGAACUCCUCAGCUCUCUGUGGAAAGACUCAACGAACGCCAACCUGGAGGAAGUAGCCGAAUUCGCAAAGCUGAACCCUACAUUGGAGAGAAACUCCAGCCCCAAGGGUGUCAAGACCCCCACUGCCCUGAAUGGAAGCGCAUACGUGCAGGUCCUGGCACAGAACAUCAAGGGCAUUGCACUCGCACGCGAGAUUGUUGGAGAGGAGGCGCAGGGCCUCGCGCCAGUGGAAGUUGCCUUGGCCGAUCAUCUGCGGCACUUUGUCCAGACCAGCAAAAGCCCGACAAAAGGCUGGGACCAGGAAUACUCAAAAAUCGCCGGACAGGCACCCAAGUGGUAA